Antrostomus carolinensis (chuck-will's-widow) is the source of this 6154-nucleotide messenger RNA. RefSeq names its product protein HEG homolog 1. The record is from RefSeq and is a predicted model, not a curated record. Bases 82 to 5625 code for a protein of 1847 amino acids. Gene Ontology annotation, molecular function: calcium ion binding. NCBI's taxonomy places the organism in Eukaryota, Metazoa, Chordata, Aves, Caprimulgiformes, Caprimulgidae. Gene Ontology annotation, biological process: heart development. The transcript is spliced from 22 exons.
AGCAGCCAUCAGGUGAGAAGAAGUUCAGACGCAGAGAUAAGGACCUCUGGUUCUCUUGUGGACAGUGUGGAGCUGGUGACCAUGCUGGCUGGGAGCAGGGAGCAGGCAUCACUACCUGCCAGGCAUGGUGUGGUGCUGGCGGUGAACGGGGCCACGGGUCACAUCAGUCCCCCCACUGGCAGUGAGGGUGUCACCCCACCGGGAGCAGGACACCCCAACAGCCUGUCUGCUGGGACAGCGACCCACCUGCUCACCCACAGCCAUCUUCCUGCUGCUGGAAGCCAUCACCGUGCUGCAGGAAGCCGGGAGAGAGGCAAGAGGGCUCUGGCUUCUCCCAGCAUCCCUGCAGCUGCCGAGAGGAUGCCGCCGGUUCUGGCAGCCAUUGGCACCGAUUCAUCCCAGAGGACACUGGGCGGGCGCCGCGGGGCCUGGGACAUGGCUGGAUUUGACAAUGCAACAAGGACAGUGCUGCUGCCUCCCUCCACAGAGACUCAUCUCCCAGGCACUGGCAGCCCCCCUGGGCUGGCAAGCAGCUGGGUGGGCACAGAGCUGCCUGGCAGCCCUCCCACAAAUACUGCAGCCCCAUCACCCAGCCCUUUGGGGAGCAGCUGGGGGAUGCUGAGGCCCCUCCCCAGCACCACCCUCUCUGGCUUUCCAAGACAGCCUCAGUCCUCCCACCAAGAUACCAGUUCCCAGACUGGCAUGCUGCACCCCAGGUCUGUCACAGGGGAUGCCACAAGCCCUUCACUCACAGCAUCACCUGCCAUGGACAGCACUUUCAGAGCUGCUGGGAGCAGCCAUGUGGCUGCAGAAGACCCGAGGUCCAGUACCCGAAGGGCAGUGCCCGGCUCCGCAGCUCAGCCCCUGGCCUCGGCACCCUCCUCAGUGGCCCUGGCACAGGGACGUUUGCCCAGGCCCUCCACGGAACAACAGCUCACCUCUUCUCACUCAGCUUCAGAAAGCACUGCUGUGGCAGUUGGAAGCAGCUACCAACCAUCCAGUGUCUCGGCCACAGAGAGGAGAGUUUCGGAUUUCCCCACCAUCAGUACCUCUGUUUCAACAACAGCCACCAAGAGUGGAGGGAGGACGUUAAGAUCUCUGCCAGCCAGCACCAGGCUGGCCCAAACAACAGAGGUUUCCACCACUGGUACCGAAAUCACCAGCUCUUUAGACAAGACCAGGUCCCCUGGGAUGUCUUUGGGAGCCCAGGCGGGUGGUGGCAGAGAUGCCACAGACCUGUUGCUCACAGGCUCACCAUCUGCUUCGGAAAGCACAUCCAUGACCUUUAGCAGCAAUUACGAAACCAAGAGCAUCCCAACCUCAGAAGAGGUGACGCUGGACUCAGAUGCCCACAGUGCUGACAUGCCCAGCGUGGCUGUGGGGGCACCAGGGUCCCCCACAAAUGGCCGCACAGUUGGGGUGACACAUGACUCUGCCACCAGCACUGACCCCACCAGCUCAUUGCAGGCAACCUUCUCCUCAGCGACUGGGACACACCGUCCUAACAGCUCACGGGAAGCCACUGAUCUCCCAGCACCUCCCGGGGAGCUCACAAGCUCCCUCUCUGCCUCCGAAAGUACUUUCAGAGGUGUCAGAAGCAGCCACCGACCAGCUAAGAGCUCAACAUCAGAGAAAAACCCCCUUGCUUCCUCUCCCACCAGCACUUUCCUUUCAGCCAUGGCCACCGGCAGCGGUGGGAGGCCUCCAAGGUCUGCCACGGCCAGUAGCCAGUGGGCAGCAGAAGUCUCCACGUCCAGCAGUGGCGUGUACAGGACCUUGGGCACCAUCCGAUCCUCAUCCAUGUCUUCUGUGAGAGACACCUACGGAUCUCGUGGGUCCAGAGAAAUCACAGAUUUCACCGAGCAGGUGGCAGACCCUUCACUAACACGCUCUCACUCUCCUGCGGAAGGUCCUUCCCCAGCUCCUGGAAGCAGCCAUGUGUCAUUCAGCAUCCUGUCAACAGAGAGAAGAACAUAUUUCCCCACCACCAGUACCUCUGUUUCCACAACAGCCACCACGGGUGAAGGGAGGACGUUGAGGUCUCUGCCAGCCAGCACCAGACUGGCCCAAACAACAGAGAUUUCCACCACUGGUACCAAAAUCACCAGCUCUCCAGACCAUACCCAGCCCUCUUUGGGAGCCCAGGGUGAUGGUGGCAGAGGUGCCACCAUGUCAUUCCCAGAUCCGUUGCUCACAGGCUCACCGUCUGCUUCAGAAAGCACUUCCUUAGAAGGGACCUCAGCUAUGGGAAGACAACUGCCUGAUGCUCCUCUCACCUUUGCAGCCAGCUCAGUGACAGCCACCAGUGGUGAGGAGAGGACCACAGUGCCUGUGUCAGACACCCAUGAAGCAUCCAGCAUGACAGGGAGCUCCACUCCUGCUUCACCCCACACCAAGUCCUUGGAUGUGGCCCUUCUGCCAUCCUCAUCAUCAUCAGAGCCUGAGACACAAAGCAAUGUUUCACAGAGCGGUGCCGGUCUCCAUGAACUGGCAACAAAGUCACUGCCUGCAUUUCCUCCUGGCAUUUCAGUGCCUUCGCCUUCACCAAGUGCUUCAGGUGGAGGAAAAAGAGCUUCUGGCGCUCCUACUGAGACCACAUACAUCUCGACCGCACUCUCCGGGCACGAGGAGGGGACAUCUCAGGCUGCUGCUAACAACAACACAUGGAGCACAGCAGCAGUGAACCCCACAUCUCACCUGGCCACGGCCAGGGAGCCCCGCACCAGCCCCCUCCCAUCCUCCACGGCAUGGCCUGGAGCAGGACACGUCUCAUCCAGCCAUGCAGGGUACCCAGGGUCCGAGGCCACCCUUCCAUCCAGGGUCUCCACCUACUUCUCGGUUGCUGGUGAACCUUCCACCGUGGGCAGCAGCCAUCACUCCUUAAGCAGCUCGAGUGAUGAGGAAAGGAUGUCCAGCCCCAUCACUGGUCCUGUGAACAGUUCAUCCACGUCUGCUGGUGGUGGAGAGGGGAUGCUGCGCUUGGUGACGGAUGGCACGCUGGCUGGUGGCACGGAGAGCUCUGUUUCCUAUGCUGGAGCUGCCAGCUCUCCAGGGCCGGUUGGGCCGGCAUUGGUGGAGCAGAGUGGGACGGCCAACACCUCCACCAGCAGCAGGGGCUUUGCAGGCUUUCCGACAGAGACACUCUUCCCACAUUCUUCCAAGACACCCACUUCUUCUUCCCAAAAUGAUCUCACAAGCUUUUCAAGUAGCCAUCAGCCAGUUAGUGGCAUCAACGCUGAGAAAAGGACCUCGGUCUCUCACACGGAUGGCACAUACAUUUCAACCACAUAUACCAGAGGAGGAGAAAGGACCCUCCUGUCUAUCUCUAAUAGCAGCACCUCUGCUGACUCCUCAGAAAGUUCCACCUUUUUUUCUGAAAUUUCCAACCCUUCUGAUUCGUUUAAGUCUUCUGUGGCACAGGACAGGAGAAGCAACAUAUCCAGCGAUGGCAGUUUUGUGGAACCAUCUACAGAGCCGUUGCUGGUACACCCUUCCGAACUGUCGACUUCUGCUUCUUCAAGCAGCGUACAAAAUACAACUCUCUUCAACACUGACUCUGAGCUGUUGACCACUGGCAGAUCAACUCUAUCUUCAUCAGCAUUUCCAGCCUCUUACUCAGUAUCAUCGCUGCAUCACUCGCCAUCAUCAACACCACCAACAACUUACUUGUUUACAUCAUCAGAGUCAUCUGAGCCACUCUCGUCCUCUGUGGUGGCAUCUUCAGCCCCUCUGCAGGCUUUGUCGUCCUCCUUGCCCACUUCCUCAUUGCUUUCCCCAUCUUAUUCAUUAGCAUCUUUAUUGCCUCUGUUUUCAUCACCAUCAUCCGUCUCACAGUCCAAUGAUAGCGAUCAAGCAAGAACCUCUGCAGCUACGACUGUGGUCAGGCGAGUGCCUUCCACAGCUGCUGUGGCUAGGAGCUCACCCAGAGGGACCAACAAGCACGAUGUCACACACCAGCCCCAAAACAGCACCACCUUCACCUCCACCAGGUCUCCUGUCCCCACAGCACCCAUGGAGCAGCUUGGUGGACGCAUUGUGUCCAUGACUGUUCCUGUGACAGUAACUGAGACUGCCUCAUUGAGAACCACCACCACCCAGCAAAGUGGCUUUGAGAAGGCAACGUCACUACUCCCCACAGCUAGUGAUGCCCCACAAGCUGGGCCAACGGAUGCUCCCCUUAGUCCCUUACCAAGUGCAACAAACCACAGCAUCACUGUCCCUGAGGCGGCACUGACCACGGUGAAACCUCCUGUGCUGACAACACCAGCCAGUCACUGGCCAACCCCAGGUGAUGCUAGCACCACAAAAGCCCACAGACCUCAAACACCUGCUGCCACUAAGCAUAUGUAUACCACUGGUGAAAGCACAGAAGCUGUGGAUCCCACCACUGCAAGGCCUGGUAAAGUCACUGAGGAAAACAUCCCUGUUAUGAGUCCUUCUGAAGCCCCUCCAACCAGCAAGACCACUGUGACCAUUGCAACUACUUUGGCUGCUACCAAACCAACCACUGUUCCUCCAUCAAGCAGCACAACUGGGCUGAGGACAUCAUCUUCAGCAACAGAUGUGGAUAAAUGUCUUUCCAACCCUUGUCCUGCGCUGGCCACCUGCAACAACACCCAUGGCUCCUAUAUCUGUCAGUGUCCUCUUGGAUAUGAGUUGGAAAAAGGAAAGUGCAAUUUAGUAAGAAUAUUUAUUGGCCAGGUCCCCCUGAAACUUAAUAUUACCCAUGGGAAGUACGCAGAGCUCCUCCAUGUCGAGGGUGAAAUCCUGGCGAUGCUUGAUGCAUCGCUGUCAGGCUUGCCAGGGUACCAGCACUCCACAGUUAAAGCGACCAGGGAGGCAAAUUUUGUGCAUGUUUCAGUGCAAUCCACGUUCUCUUUAGCAUCCAACGUGACCUUCUACGACGUUGUCAGCAGCGUGAAAAGCUACAUUCGUGCUUGCAAAUCCCCCACUGAUGCCUGCCAGUUCAUCUCCAGCCUGAAACUGCUCCACAGAGUUGGCAGCUUGUGCAAGCAGAAAGACCCCGAAUGCGACAAGGAAACUUCUGAGUGCACCGACUUCGAUGGGAUCGCGCUCUGCCAGUGCAAAAGUGGGUACUUCAAAUACAACAAGAUGGACCACUCCUGCAGAGCCUGUGAAGAUGGCUAUAAGCUGGAAAACGAGACCUGUGUGAGCUGCCCGUUUGGAUUAGGUGGAUUCAACUGUGGAAACCCUUAUCAGCUCAUCACCGUGGUGAUCGCUGCUGCAGGAGGGGGACUUCUGCUUAUCAUGGGCAUAGCACUGAUUGUCACCUGCUGCCGGAAGAAUAAAAAUGACAUAAGUAAACUCAUUUUCAAGAGUGGGGAUUUCCAGAUGUCACCUUAUGCUGAAUAUCCGAAGAACCCCCGGGCACAGGAGUGGGGCAGAGAGACCAUCGAGAUGCAGGAAAAUGGAAGCACCAAGAACCUGCUGCAGAUGACAGAUGUGUAUUAUUCGCCAACUGGACUGAGAAAUCCUGAACUGGAAAGAAACGGACUUUAUCCUCCCUACACUGGCUUGCCUGGAUCUCGACAUUCAUGUAUCUACCCCGGACAAUACAAUCCAUCCUUCAUUAGUGACGAAACCAGAAGAAGAGACUAUUUUUAGUGGGGAGUGGAGAGGGAGUGGAAGAUUGACUCAGUUUUGUGGCCCUUGAUCCCCAGGUACAAUCUAUCUCCUGGGCAGUUCAGCCCACAUCAAUCUUACUCUUCCCAUUUAACAGGAAGGACUUUGAACUCCAUGCUGAGCGUUGCUGCCCUGAGGAACGGUUACACUUGCCGAGCAGCAGAGAGAAGGAGGAAGAGAAGGGAAUGGCUCAAGGUGCGCAUCACUAAGAGGCCCACUUGGAAGUUAACAUGUACUCUGGAUUUGUUCUGUGCUGCUGCUUCACUCUUUAUGCUACAUGGCAAGCAUGGAUCAGUACAGGCAGAUGAACUGUGCCCAGCACUCUUCAUUGAAUACCACUAGGGAGUGUUUUGUUUACAGAUCUUGUUCACUGUUGACUGUGCUUGUCUUCUUAGCCAACCUUCAUGCAAAGAUUCUUUUUGCAAUUGCUUUUGGUAGGGCAGGUUUGUCCACUCCCUUUUACUUUCUGCUUUGUACAUGACAAGGAAGCUGGCUUGUCCUCUGGCCCUCA